AAUUAAUGUGCCCUUCAUUAAUCAAGUCAAUUUCUUUGGAAGUUCUGAAAAAUCAAGACUUGUGCAUUGAGAUCGAAAGAUUAAUUAAAAACAAUCAUAUCAUGUCAACAUUAACAGUACCUUCACCCCAACCUUCUCCUCGCGAGGAUGCCCAAAACCUCCAUCGUGCCUUCAAAGGGCUAGGCUGCGACACAGGAGCAGUGGUGAACAUUCUGGCACACAGAGACGCAUCACACCGAGACCACAUCCUCCAAGAGUACGAAACCUUGUUCUCCCAUGACCUCCGCAAAGUCUUAGCCGAUGAACUCCACGGCAAUCUCAAGAAAGCAGUCCUGCUAUGGAUGGAAAACCCAGCGGAGCGCGACGCCAUCGCGCUCCGGCAAGCCAUCAAGUCGGUCCCGCUUUUCGACGCCCGAGGCGUGACGGAGCUCAUCUGCACGCGCACGUGCGCCCAGAUCCGGCAGAUCAAGCAGGUCUACUCCUCCAAAUGGAGCUCCCUGGAAGACGACGUCAAGUCCCACGCGUCCGGCGACCACAAGCGCCUGCUACUCGCCUACAUCAACACCACGCGCUACGAGGGCCCCGAGAUCGACGCGCUGCUGGUCGAGAGCGACGCGAAUUUCAUACGCAAGGUGAAGGCCGGGAGCUCGUCGGACGAGGCCGUUUUGAUCGAGCUUUUCACCGAGAGGAGUAGGGCCCACCUCGUUGCUCUCCGCUCGGCUUACUUCACCAUGUACCAAAAAGAUCUCAGGAUGGCGAUAAAGGACGUGACGUCGGGGAGUUUCAAGAACGGGCUGUCGGCGAUCCUGCAGUGCGCGGAGAAUCCGGCGAAGUACUACGCCAAAGUGAUGAGGAAGGCGAUGAGAGGGCUGGGGACGCACGACACGGCGGUGAUAAGGGUGGUGGUGACGAGGGCGGAGAUCGAUAUGCAGGAGAUUAAGGUGGAGUACCAGAAGAGGUUCAAGAAGCCGUUGGUGGAUGUUAUUCACUCCGAGACAUCUGGCCAUUACAGAUCGUUCCUUCUCGCCCUCAUUGCUGGAUAGCUAUGCAUAAUCCAUAUAAAUAUGUAAUGCAUUCAUUGUACAUAACUAUAUGUGAUCUCUAGUUGCUAACCCACUGAUGUUCUUUUGGCUGUUGUAAUAAAUAAGAUGCAAGUAAUGAGUGUACUUAGUUUAUUAGAGAAUCACUGGUCACGACGUAGAAUAUAAUAUAACCGACGUGGGAAGGUUAUAUAACAAUUAAUGGUUAUCAAAUGCUUCACCUAGAUGUAUUUUUUUUUUUGUCUAUAGUGCCCAACUCAUUGUAUUUCUAAG
This is a messenger RNA of Linum tenue, 1313 nucleotides long. Lineage: Eukaryota; Viridiplantae; Streptophyta; Magnoliopsida; Malpighiales; Linaceae. The record is from the annotation of a GenBank genome assembly.